GUACCAGAUGAUAAUAUAAUACCAGGUGAUAAUGAAGUUCCAAAUGGUAAUGAUGUUCUUAAUAAUAGCCAUAUACCAGAUGAUUAUGGUGUACCAGAUGGUAAUAAAGUACCAGCUGGUAACCAAGUAACAGAUGAUAAUCAAGUACUAAAUGGUAAUCAAGUACUAAAUAGUAAUCAAGUACCGGGUUAUGAUGUAGAUGGUCCUAAUGAUAGCGAAGUAUCCGAUGAUAAUGAAGUUCCAAAUGGCAAUGGUGUUCUUAAUGAUAGCCAAGUACCAUAUGAUAAUGGUGUAGGCCCUACGAGAGUUUAA
Lottia gigantea (owl limpet) is the source of this 312-nucleotide messenger RNA. RefSeq lists its product as hypothetical. NCBI's taxonomy places the organism in Eukaryota, Metazoa, Mollusca, Gastropoda, Lottiidae. The transcript has 2 exons. The annotation marks the transcript as partial. The record is from RefSeq and is a predicted model, not a curated record.